CUUACUAGUGUACAGGAAACAUAUCUAAAUUUUCUUAUUUUUUCAAUUAUCAAAUGAUUAUACUGUAACAUUGUGUUUACUACUACCUCAGAUGGGUUUCCCGCAAUAACCCUAGUUGUGUUUAAUGUAGCUCAAGUUAAUUUCUUUAUAAUGGGUUCAAGAGUUCAGUGUGCAAAAGAAUUUAUUCAGCAGGUCAGGCACCUUUUUCCCCUCAUUCCCACAUCUAUUAUGUCAUUAGGCAACAAAGCAAAAGCAGCUUCCCUUAUCUUCCCCUGAUUGUUUCUUUGUUUCAGAUCGUGUAUAAAACGUCUCCUUUUCGCUGAUGCAAAGGACAAAUAGUUUCGUACAAAAAAAAAGGUUUUGUUUUCAUAUCCGCUUUAAUAAACUGGGUUGGAUGAUUUGCGAUGUUAUCGAUUUCUAAGUUAUCAGUUGCGUGGGAAAAUGUUAGCUUGAACGUUAGUUGCGGGAGAGAAAAAGGAAAGCUUGCUUUCAGCUGCUGAGGGUCAACAGUCUUCUUGGGGCAUGGAUCUAUCGCCUGAGGCAAAAUUUCCUCUCUUCUCCCGUCAGUUUUAUCUCGUUUCCAUGAGACUUAGACUUGAAAAUUCUUUUCACGUUUUCGUACUCUUCACCCGUGGAUUCCAGUAUCCCGCGUUCAUCCGCUCAUUAAGUUGUCCAACCUCCCUUUUUUUUUCUUCUUUAUUGUCUGGUUGGUUCCAUGGAUCAGACUGUCGGCAAAAAAGGCAACCCGAUUCUCUUGGUUCGGACGACGAAGGAAGUACCAGCAAAUUCGGCAGGAUGGAGGACGACAAUAUGCAAGACAAGGAGCGGUUUGCCAGUAGGGAGAACCAUUGCGAAAUCGAGCGCCGAAGGCGCAACAAAAUGACGGCUUACAUCACGGAGCUGUCUGAUAUGGUGCCCACUUGUUCAGCACUGGCCCGCAAACCAGACAAGCUGACGAUUCUUCGAAUGGCUGUAGCCCACAUGAAAGCUCUCCGAGGAACGGGAAAUACAAGCGCCGAUGGGACCUACAAACCUUCCUUUCUCACGGAUCAAGAAUUGAAGCACUUGAUUCUUGAAGCAGCCGACGGCUUUCUUUUUGUGUCGGCUUGUGACACUGGCCGUUUGAUUUACGUUUCCGAUAGUGUGACUCCAGUCCUCCACCAAGGUCAAAGUGACUGGUUCGGCUCUUGUCUGUACGACCACUUGCAUCCGGACGACGUGGAGAAAGUCCGUGAGCAACUGUCUACCCAGGAGCCUCCUAAUGCCGGUCGUAUUCUCGACCUAAAAACAGGAACGGUCAAAAAAGAGGGGCAUCAAUCAUCUAUGCGGUUAUGUAUGGGUUCGCGCCGAGGGUUCAUCUGCCGAAUGAGGUUGGGGCAAGUGUCACCAGAUCCUCUUACAUCACCACCAGGCCCUCUACAUCGACUACGCCAACGUUCCGCCUUAGGUCCCUCGCGCGAUGGCCAUCAUUAUGCCGUCGUUCAUUGCACAGGAUACAUCAAAAAUUGGCCGCCUAGUGGCGUACCGAUGGAUCGAGGAGUUGAUGAUGAUUCUCACUCUGGAUCUCACUGCUGUCUAGUGGCCAUUGGUCGCCUUCAGGUCACUUCUACUCCAAAUACUUCUGACCUAGUUGGAUCCAAUUCCGCCGCAGAGUUCAUCUCACGUCAUUCGGCUGAUGGCAAAUUCACUUUUGUUGACCAGCGUGCACUCAAUUUGCUCGGCUAUUCUCCUCCUGAACUGCUAGGCAAAAUCUGCUUCGAUUUAUUCCACCCGGAAGAUGUCAGCCAUAUGAAAGAAAGUUUUGAGCAAGUUCUCAAACUGAAAGGCCAGGUGAUGUCGGUCAUGUACCGAUUCCGAUCAAAGUCGCGUGACUGGAUCUGGCUUCGAACAUCUGCGUUUGCUUUUUUGAACCCGUACACUGAUGAAGUUGAAUAUAUCGUCUGCACCAAUACGUCGGCCAAAUCUUUGCACCAUACUGGUGAUGCGACUGUUUCUGGAGAAGUUUCAGGAACAGUAGUCGAUCCCACAGCUGUUGGGGCGACAAGUAGUGGGUUGGUGUCUGCCUACGGUCACGCCAGCCAAGAUUACGGACGAAGCGCACGUGAAGUUUAUCAUGCACAGUCGCUGUCUGAAGGUCAAGGACGCCCGAAUAGUAAUCAGACCAUGUAUAAUCCUUCAGCUGCUGCCUCGUCACAGUACGAAACAGCGUCAGCACAGUCUGUCGAAGGUUCAUCCAAUUCUGUGUUGAACCGAAUACCCUCGGGUAGCAGUACGAAACAGUCGCCAAGCCCUACCGCCUCGGCAGGUACUGCCUGGUCAACACACGCUACUGCACCGGGUGGCUACUCCGCUUACGAAGGAAUAAGCCCAUCAAGAUCUCCAGGAGGAAGUUCUGGUCCAACUUACACGCAGCUAGGCAGCUCUGCAACAACUGGCCGAGCUGGAUACCACCAAAGUUCAGGACUUUGGCACUGGCAAUCACCCGUAGUUCCUCCCGCGGAAUCUAGCCCGAAUAACGGAGGUCCCACUGGCGGAGGGGUUGCAGGUGGUGGAGUUGGUGUGCCAACUACAUCAUCGGCCAGUCAUCCUCCUCAAGGAUCUGAAUUAGUGACGGACAUGCUUCAGAUGUUGGAUCACUCUGGUGCGUCAGGUUUCGAAGAUCUGAACAUGUUUUCGUCAAACUUUGAGUAACGUUAAACCCCUCCCCCCUCUCCCUCCCCCUUAAAAAAAUAGUUGCAUCUUUUGUGCUCCUACUACAUGUUGUAUUGUUGAGGUCAUUCAUCUCCAUCCUUGAGAACUGUUGCCGUGCACUCCGAGCGUAUUUGUUUUUACCCAUAUGUCCCUCCCCACACCCAUCAGCAUCGGAGCGGCAUGCCAUAUGAGUGCAUUUUUUUUUCCUCUUUAAAAAUUAAAUUUGUUUUAUUAUGCAUUGAGCAUUGUAAACAAGGGCUUUACUUUUCCAGUUCUUUAUUUUAACGAAUAACGUCAGUAAGUGGGUCUCAAAUUCUUGACCAAUAAGAAAUCAGCAGCACCCGAAUGUUUUAUAGUUCAAGAGCUGGCCCACCACGAUCCAAUUUGCAUUUCUUUUCUAAAGAGAGAAUUAAUGCUGUUUCAUGUUUUGUCAAUUUUCUUUCAAAAUUGAUUUAGUUUGGUAGCUUUUUUAUUUCUAAAUGGAAUAGUGCAAGUUUUUUUUUUAAUAUGUAUGAAUGUUAAUCUUUUUUCUUUCUUUCUGUUUCAUCACGUAUUGAUAACCAACCCCUUGUGCUCAUGAUUGAAAUUGAGCAGCUUCUUGAAUGUGAAGGCGAAUGGGAUAACCUUCCUUCUUGUCGAGACAAUCGUCACCUGUGGCGUUCCGUUUACACACUCACCUUCUCCCUCAAUAACCCUAAUUUCUUCUCAGUAAUUUGUAAAACUGUCAAGUCGUGAAAGUGGGAAGAAAAGUUUGAGUUGGCUUGUUUUACGAUCUCGUCGAAACAUCAUGCCAUCAUAUCACCUCUCUGUUUUUCAUUUUCGUAAAGAUCAAAAUACCUAACUUCACUUAUCUACCCACCACAUGUACUACCCUCAACCAUUUUUUUUUUUACUUUCUCCAUUUUCCCUCUCCGUCUCUUUUAACAGAUAGACAAUACGUGAACCCAUUCCUAUUGUGAGCUGCACAAUCUUGAUCUAGUACCGUCGUAAUAUCGUAGACUCGAAACAUGCAAUUAUAUAUUUUAUGAACUUGAAUGAAUGAUGUUGUCUAUGA
Messenger RNA from Daphnia pulex (common water flea), 3745 nucleotides. It is a transcript of the gene tgo, whose product is annotated as aryl hydrocarbon receptor nuclear translocator homolog. The coding region runs from base 523 to 2691 and encodes 722 amino acids. The record is from RefSeq and is a predicted model, not a curated record. The transcript is spliced from 11 exons. Gene Ontology annotation, molecular function: protein dimerization activity; RNA polymerase II cis-regulatory region sequence-specific DNA binding; DNA-binding transcription factor activity, RNA polymerase II-specific. NCBI's taxonomy places the organism in Eukaryota, Metazoa, Arthropoda, Branchiopoda, Diplostraca, Daphniidae. Gene Ontology annotation, biological process: regulation of transcription by RNA polymerase II. Gene Ontology annotation, cellular component: nucleus; transcription regulator complex; cytoplasm.